Molecule: messenger RNA, 3837 nt
Organism: Lotus japonicus
Lineage: Eukaryota; Viridiplantae; Streptophyta; Magnoliopsida; Fabales; Fabaceae
Product: DNA-directed RNA polymerase 1B, mitochondrial-like
Exons: 19
Coding region: 16-3174 (1052 amino acids)
Biological process (GO): mitochondrial transcription
Cellular component (GO): mitochondrial DNA-directed RNA polymerase complex
Molecular function (GO): DNA-directed RNA polymerase activity; DNA binding
Source: RefSeq, a predicted model, not a curated record
UCAUAGCUUAGGUUUAUGAAGGGUUUAAAGGCGGCUGCUACUCUUCGCCUCCUACUGUUCUUCAAAAUUUUCUCGGGAAAUGCUCAUUCAUUUUCUCAUGUCCCAAACACCUUCCACCUGCAACUGAAACUUCAUUUCCUCGCUUGCAUCACAAACAUGUGGACCAACAUAGUCAAGCGAACCUCCUCAAGGAAGUUCAAGCAAUCCUUCGAAUUUCUCUCUUCUUUUUCUUCUCCGCUGAGAUUUUCUCAGUACCCGAAUUUUCCCGAGAAAAUUGUGCCCCUUGAGGUAAACUCGAGGCACCCAUUGCUGGGUUUCAAUCAAGUUGGUGCCUUUACUUCGAAAAGCAAAUUGGGUCGAUCCAAGUUUUUGAUUUCUGGGGAUCCUUUUUGUUUUUCUUCUUCUUCUUCUUCUUCUUCAAGUUCUUUGAAGCUAGCUAGAGGUUAUGCUAGCGUUGCUGAGGCUAUUGAAUCUUCUGAUGCCGAAUACGAUUAUUCUGCGUCUGAGGAGGUGCAGAAAUUGUUAGAGGAAAUGGUGAAAGAAGAGAAGGAAAAACCUCAAUUGGAGCCUGAAAAGAAAAUGGAUGGAGGCAUGACGAGCUAUAAGUACAAGAUGCUUAAGAAGAGGCAGAUUAAAAUGGAGACUGAGGCAUGGGAAGAUGCAGCAAGAGAGUAUCAGGAACUGUUGGAGGACAUGCGUAAGCAGAAGCUUGCACCCAAUUUGCCUUAUAUGAAGUCAUUGUUCCUUGGUUGGUUUGAGCCCUUAAGGAAUGCAAUUGUUGCUGAACAAGAGCUUUGCAAAGAUACCCGGCUUCGGUUGACCCAUGGUCCUUAUUUCAAUGAGUUACCUGCAGACAUGAUGGCUGUGAUCACAAUGCACAAGUUGAUGGGGUUGUUGAUGACCAAUACAAAUGGGGUGGGCAGUGCUAAAGUGGUCCAAGGUGCUUCACAAAUAGGUGAAGCCAUUGAACAUGAGGCUAGGAUAUACCGUUUUAUGGAGAAGACAAAGAAGAAGACUAAAGCAACUGACAAUUGUGAAGGUGAAUCUGAUCUUGCACCUGUAAAAAAAGGUAAAUUGACUGAAGAGGAGAAAGUGAAACUGGAUAAAGAGAAGAAAAGACUCAGGAGAAAGCUUAAUAGUUUAAUAAAAAAACAGAAGAACCAACAAGCAUUGGGAAUAGUCAGGGGACGAGAUGAUUGGAAGCCUUGGGGACAGGAAGCUCAAGUAAAGGUUGGCUCUUGUUUGAUGCAACUGUUGAUAGAUACAGCCUACAUACAACCACCUGCCAAUCAAAUUGGAGAUGGUCCACCAGAUAUUCGUCCAGCAUUUAAGCAUACCCUUAAAAAUAUUUCAACUGAUUCACAGAAUGGAAGUAAGAGAUAUGGUGUCAUUGAAUGUGACUCGCUGGUUCAACAGGGCCUUGAAAAGUCUGCGAGACACAUGGUCAUCCCCUACAUGCCAAUGUUGGUUCCACCUAAUAACUGGACAGGGUAUGACAAAGGAGCAUACUUGUUUUUGCCAUCAUAUGUCAUGAGAAUACAUGGAGCAAAGCAGCAGCGUGACGCUGUUAAAAGGGCUCCUGUGACUCAACUCAACCCUGUUUUUGAGGCUCUGAAUACCCUUGGCAGUACCAAAUGGAGGGUAAACAAAAGGGUACUUAGUGUGAUAGAUCAAAUAUGGGCUAAAGGAGGAGGCCUAGCUGACUUGGUGGACCGUAAAGAUGUUCCCCUCCCAGAGGAACUAGAUACAGAAGAUGAAGCGGAAAUUCGAAAAUGGAAAUGGAGUGUAAAAAAUGUCCGAAAAGAGAAUAAUGAGAGGCAUUCACAGCGGUGUGACAUAGAACUUAAACUUGCAGUUGCGCGAAAGAUGAAGGAUGAAGAUGGCUUCUACUAUCCUCACAAUCUUGAUUUCCGAGGACGUGCAUAUCCCAUGCACCCAUAUUUAAAUCAUCUUGGUUCUGAUUUAUGCCGAGGCAUACUUGAGUUCGGUGAGGGACGCCCUCUAGGGAAGUCAGGCUUGCACUGGUUGAAAAUACAUCUGGCAAAUUUGUAUGCUGGUGGUGUGGACAAGCUAUGCUAUGAUGGUCGAAUAGCAUUUACUGAGAACCACCUGGAUGAUAUAUUUGAUUCUGCAAACAAGCCUCUUGAAGGAAAGCGGUGGUGGUUGGAAGCAGAGGAUCCUUUUCAAUGCUUGGCAGCUUGUAUCAAUCUCGCUGAAGCAUUGAGAAGCCCCACUCCUGAGACUACAAUGUCUCACAUGCCUGUACACCAGGAUGGUUCAUGCAAUGGCUUACAACAUUAUGCAGCACUUGGGAGGGACAAGUUGGGAGCUGCUGCAGUCAAUCUUAUUGGUGGAGACCAGCCUGCUGAUGUUUAUUCAGGAAUUGCUACUAGAGUACUUGAAAUCAUGAGAAGAGAUGCAGAGAAAGAUCCCAAAACUAACCCAAAUGCAUUGCAUGCUAGGAAUUUGAUCAACCAGGUGGACCGAAAGUUGGUGAAGCAAACAGUGAUGACAUCAGUCUAUGGAGUGACUUACAUUGGGGCCCGAGACCAGAUCAAGAGGAGGUUAAAGGAGCGCUGUGCCAUCGAGGAUGAUGCACAGCUGUUUGGUGCUUCCUGCUAUGCAGCAAAAACCACCCUUACCGCCUUACAAGAGAUGUUUGAGGCAGCAAGAAGUAUUAUGGGUUGGCUAGGUGAUUGUGCAAAGGUGAUAGCUUCCACAAACCAAGCAGUCCGAUGGACCACUCCCCUUGGGCUUCCUGUAGUACAACCUUAUCGCCAACACGGAAGGCAUCUUAUCAAGACUUCCCUUCAGGUAUUGACGUUACAGCGGGAGACUGACAAGGUCAUGACUAAAAGACAGAGAACAGCUUUUGCCCCAAAUUUUGUUCACUCUCUUGAUGGUUCUCACAUGAUGAUGACUGCAGUUGCUUGUAAAAAAGCAGGGUUGAACUUCGCAGGGGUUCAUGAUUCAUAUUGGACACACGCGUGUGAUGUUGAUGAAAUGAAUAGGGUACUGAGGGAAAAGUUUGUUGAACUCUACGAGGCUCCAGUAUUGGAAAAUUUGUUGGAAAACUUCCAGAAGACUUUUCCCACAUUGAACUUUCCUGCCUUACCAGAGAGGGGAGACUUCGAUCUUCGAGAGGUUUUGGAGUCUCCCUACUUUUUCAACUAAACUGAACAGGAUCUCCAGUUGCUUUUCUAGUACUAACCUGCGGAGUUCAGCCCAACAUGGUGAAAUAUGUAUUAUAUCUACUUACAUGGGAUUGUAAAAGCCCCAAGAACAGACAUGGAGAAGACACAAGUGCAAAUACAGGAACCCAAUACUUAUCCUAUAUCUGUUUCGAACAAACGCAUUUUCAACCAGGCGAGUCCCAUGACAGCUGUGUCUCCCAGAUCAAAGGAUAUGGGAAAUCUCGGGAUCUAAGUUAAGAUAAUUUGUCUGAAAGAAAGCAGGCUCCAAAUAUGGCUUUCAAAUUGAUCCAGAAUAUUUCUUGGAUCAGUUCCAAAGCAAGAAGGUUCCGCAUAUACAGUAAACACAGAUAAUAAAGGAUUGGAGCACUAGUAAUCAAUGAGACCAGAUCAACCUCUGAGUUCAUGAUUUGAUUUAUCAGACUAGUUAUGAAAAGGUGAUCUUCUCAGAUGUGCAAGCUUCAGUCUCCAUUGCUUUCCUCUUGUAAAGAAAAGCCUAAAUUAUUUUUUGUCAUGGUUACUGUAAUAUUUGAUCGUACACUGUUCAUUAUUUGAAUUGAUAAAUGUAAAUACCAAUAAAAAGGUCAGAGCUUACACACCUCAUUUUCUUUCUCUCAUCUCAAUUCUACUCUUAUUUUUCUCUUCC